Molecule: messenger RNA, 2082 nt
Organism: Pelodiscus sinensis (Chinese soft-shelled turtle)
Lineage: Eukaryota; Metazoa; Chordata; Testudines; Trionychidae
Gene: MTCP1
Product: mature T cell proliferation 1
Molecular function (GO): protein serine/threonine kinase activator activity
Source: RefSeq, a predicted model, not a curated record
CAUGGGCACAGCCCACUUCUUCAGAUGACCAGAGUUUUAUUUGUAGACUUUGCAGAUGUUGCAGUCACAUUACCUUCUGCUGUGAUCUAAAUGAAUCAGUACUUAGAUGAUAGCUCACCAAGGAAAACCUAGAUGCUGUAGGAAGUAGAGCUGGUGGUCCAAUCAUGUCAGUCAGUAGUGAACUGAACUGAUACCCCAAUGUGGUAGUGGGGGAACCAUGCUAUUGGAGGUUCUGUCUUUCAACUGACAUAUAAAAUCAAGCUCUUGAGCACUUGUGGUCAUUAUGGAGUAAGGCAGUAGUAUCCUGGCCAGAUUCCAACUUGGAUAAUUAUGUUCUACUGACUUAGGUGUACCGUGGUCGUUUCCACAUAUCAGUGUUGGACAAAGUGAUUUCUGCGCAUUUCUGUGAAUCAGUUCAAUUCUGUAAAACGCCUUGUGAUCUUCCAGAAUGAACAUGAACGGUGUGCUAGCAAUACCACCGUAUCCUUUAGAGAUUGUUCGACCAGGCCUCAUGUUGAAUGACUUCAUUCCUGAUUUCCUUGAAGUGCCAAUGCUCCAAUUCAUUUAGUAUUUCUGAGGUGACCUGGAUAGCAAGGGACUGUAUUAUCCCUCAUAUGUUGCAUAGAGACAGUUAAUGUUUUCUUUCACUGAACACUUCUCUCAUUUGUUUGUACCCAGAUUUGCUUACUUACAUGCAAUGUUUGCCGUGUACACCCACAAGUUUUCUGGGUGAGAUCACAGUAUUUCACUGGGAAAUUGCUUCUGGUUUAUAUCCAGAAGGCGUUACACUGAUUAGUUCUUAAUUCUUUUCCUCCACAUUAAAAAUAGAACUAAGAAUACACUGUUUUGGUUGCCUCAUGUAGUUCUAAAGAGUCACUUUCUUGACCUUCAAUAUGCUAACCAGUCUUCAGUGGGCUGAUAAACUUGCUGUUAAACAAGAAUCCUAAAGAAAAAGCCACCUCAGUGACUAACGUUCUGUUGCCCACACUGGUAUUGACAACCCUUCAAAUUAGGAGCUAAGAUCUGAAAUGCACAAAGUAGUAAUGGCUAUUCACAAGAAGCUUGUAAAUGGGCAGCUCUCCCAGCCUUUGACAGAGAUCUGAUGAUUGCGAGUGGUAGCACUACAAGUGCGGAUGACCUGCAGAGCUGUAUGCUGUAUAGGCAGGAUUGUUUCUGGAACGAUGCUGGCUCUUUCUAAGCUACUUUCGCCUCUUGUUGGUUGCCAGACCUGCCUUUGGGAGCAUGAACACCACUGGCUCUGGACUCUUGUUUAAAGACACUUUGUAAAAUAAUAUAUUGUGUGCACAAUGCCUGUUUCUUCACUACAACUAUUAAUAGAAAAAGUAUCACUGAUUGUAAAGAGAUACAAUGAUGGUUAUAUAGCGCCUUUCAUCCCAAACCUUGCAAACUAUGAACAGCCAUGUAUGCCCCAAAGUGUGAGCAUUUCAUGACAUUUGGAUAUCUUCCGAGCUUCCUGCAUUGACUUUUGGGUAUAUUGCUAGUGACUCUUUGCGAGCACAUAAUGGCGUCUUUGAACCCAGGUAGUUUUCAGGCCUAACAGUUUGCUCCAUGAAUUUGUUCAGAACUGAGGGGAAACAUGCGUGUGUCCUGUGUGUUGAUGCUGCAUGCCUAGUGGAAGUGUCCUAACACAUGGUUGAGGGAAUGGCAGAAGGAGGGGACGCCGGGGCUCCGCCCAUCCAUCUGUGGGUGCGACGGGUAGGCGUCUACUGUGAUGAACGCCGUAAAACAUGGCUCGUGGCUGUGGAAGAGGAGGCAGGCACCCUGAGGGCCCGGAUUCAACGAGUUCGGGUUCCCCUGGGUGAGGCGUUGCGACCCAGCCAACUUCCCCCAUCACAGCUGCCUCACAUGUGGCAGCUUUCCGAGGGCGAGCGGUACAGGGACAGUAACUCUCGUGUUUGGCAGAUACAGCACCACCUAAUGAUUGGGGGAGUUGAAGAGCUGCUGCUUAGACUCAUGCCUGGUGAUUAACCUGGAGCGGUGACUCUUGGAAGAUGUCCCUGUUUGUUUUGUACAAUAGAUGAUUCUCCCACCGCUGAGGUGGGAGGUGGCAGCUGCUUAACA